CUGCUCGAAACGCAUGUGUCACUUCCAGUAUGCUGCAAAGCCGCCGCUGCUGCCACACUCCUCGGGUGUAUUCUGCUGCUUCUGUUGUCGGUGGGAAGUAAGGUCUAGUGGUGUGGAAUCCUAGCCGGUGCUUCUGGGGAUGCGGUCCGCGUAGACAAGGUGUAGCAAGUGGUUUCGGAAGUGGAGCGUGGCAGAGAAAAGGAAGAAGAGAGAGCAAGAGAGAAGGCGGGUUGUCUUUCCUGUGCGAUACUAGAUAGCUUGUUUCGAUCGCUUGCCACGACGGGACUGACGUAGAAUAUGGCGGAGCAUCACCCGGCUACCGAUAGCAAACACAAAUCCUCGCUGAACUCCAGCGCCUCGUACUCCGGUAAUGGACGCAGCAGCGCGGCGUUCAUGGAAAGAGGGAGCAGCAACGCCGGGGCAGGAGGAGGAGGUGGUGGUGGAUUGUCCGGCGGCCUGUCGCAGCCGGCAGGCUGGCAGUCCCUGCUCUCUUUCACCGUCCUGUUCCUGGCCUGGCUGGCCGGCUUCAGUUCCAGGCUUUUCGCUGUCAUUCGCUUCGAGAGCAUCAUUCACGAGUUUGACCCCUGGUUCAACUACCGGUCGACUCACUUCCUCACCACCAAUGGCUUCUACGAGUUCCUCAACUGGUUUGAUGAGAGAGCCUGGUACCCUCUGGGCAGGAUAGUGGGGGGCACGGUGUACCCUGGCCUGAUGGUCACAGCAGGCCUCAUCCACUAUGUGCUCAACCUCCUGCAUGUCACCGUCCACAUUCGGGACGUGUGCGUGUUCCUGGCCCCGGUGUUCAGUGGCCUGACCUCCAUCUCCACCUUCCUGCUGACAAAGGAACUGUGGAACCAGGGGGCGGGGCUGCUGGCAGCCUGCUUCAUCGCCAUUGUCCCCGGAUACAUCUCCCGCUCUGUGGCAGGCUCCUUUGACAAUGAAGGCAUCGCCAUUUUUGCUCUUCAGUUCACCUAUUACCUCUGGGUGAAGUCUGUGAAGACAGGAUCAGUCUUCUGGGCUAUCGGAUGCUGCUUGUCUUAUUUCUACAUGGUUUCAGCUUGGGGCGGUUACGUUUUCAUCAUCAACCUUAUUCCACUUCAUGUGUUUGUCCUGCUGCUCAUGCAGCGCUUCAGUCGCAGAGUCUACAUAGCCUAUAGCACCUUCUACAUCAUCGGUUUGGUCCUUUCCAUGCAGAUCCCUUUUGUGGGCUUUCAGCCAAUCAGAACCAGCGAACACAUGGCGGCAGCAGGUGUGUUCGUGCUGCUUCAGGUCUACGCCUUCCUUCAGUACCUGAAAAACCGACUGACCAGGCAGGAGUUCCAGACUCUGUUCUUCCUGGGAGUCUCUCUGGCUGCUGGAGUGGUUUUCCUCUCUGUCAUCUAUCUCACAUACACAGGGUACAUCGCUCCAUGGAGUGGGCGCUUCUACUCCCUGUGGGACACUGGCUAUGCUAAGAUCCACAUUCCCAUAAUAGCGUCGGUGUCUGAGCACCAGCCGACCACCUGGGUGUCCUUCUUCUUUGACCUUCACAUCCUCGUCUGUACCUUCCCAGCAGGUCUCUGGUUCUGCAUCAAGAACAUCAACGAUGAACGGGUGUUUGUGGCCCUGUAUGCCAUAAGUGCUGUGUAUUUUGCCGGCGUGAUGGUGCGUCUGAUGCUCACUCUGACCCCGGUGGUGUGCAUGCUGUCCGCGGUGGCCUUCUCCAGCGUCUUUGAGCACUACUUGGGAGACGACAUGAAGCGACAGAGUCCCCCUGCAGAGGACAGCAGCGACGAGGACGACCGAAAGAACGCCAGCAACCUUUACGACAAGGCUGGUAAGGUGCGUAAACACGUUACAGAGCAGGAGAAGGCUGAGGAGGGCCUGGGCCCCAACAUCAAGUCCAUAGUCACCAUGCUGAUGCUGAUGCUGCUCAUGAUGUUCGCCGUCCACUGCACGUGGGUCACCAGCAACGCCUACUCCAGCCCCAGCGUAGUGCUGGCAUCUUACAACCAUGACGGCUCCCGUAACAUCCUGGAUGACUUCAGAGAGGCCUACUAUUGGCUGAGGCAGAACACCGAUGAGCACGCCAGGGUCAUGUCGUGGUGGGACUAUGGCUACCAGAUAGCGGGCAUGGCAAACAGAACCACGCUUGUGGACAACAACACGUGGAACAACAGUCACAUAGCACUGGUGGGCAAAGCUAUGUCAUCCAACGAGACUGCAGCGUAUGAAAUCAUGAGGUCACUGGAUGUCGACUACGUCCUGAUCAUCUUUGGCGGUGUGAUUGGCUACUCGGGCGAUGACAUCAACAAGUUCCUGUGGAUGGUGCGCAUCGCAGAGGGAGAGCACCCCAGGGACAUCAGGGAAAGUGACUACUUUACCCCGCAGGGUGAGUUCAGAGUGGACAAAGCUGGCUCGCCCACCCUGCUCAACUGCCUUAUGUACAAAAUGUCUUACUACCGCUUUGGAGAGAUGCAGUUGGACUUCAGGACACCACCAGGCUUUGACCGCACUCGUAACGCUGAGAUUGGCAACAAGGACAUAAAGCUGAAGCAUCUGGAGGAAGCCUUCACAUCGGAGCACUGGUUGGUCAGGAUUUAUAAGGUCAAAAAGCUGGAAAACAGAGACCGUGUGGAGCAGAAGCUGCGGAGUACUGACUCCAGUAAGCAGAAGUACACCUCCAAAAAGCAGACGGCCAAGAGGAAGCGUGGAUACAUCAGGAACAAGCUGUCCCUCAAGAAGGGCAAGAAACAGACCAAGAAGUCUUUAUAGAAAGCCCACCAACAACAACUGAGACACAGUGUGGACGGUAGAGUGGAAACAAAAUCGUACAGUACUUUCAGUAAAAAAAAAAAAAUAGAAAAAAAAAAUAAGAAAAAUAAGAAAAACGAAUAUAAACAUGCAGCAACAAGCAAAUCACCCAAUCAAGAUGAAUGAGAAACACCGGGGCCUCUCUAGACUCCUGUCAUCCCGGAGAACAUGUCAAACCCCAGCUAACCUCUGGGCCGAAUAACUGGGGUGAAGCAGGCGGAAAGCAGGGGAUGUCGGCUCGUGCGAGAUUCUGCACUGGUUUUUAACCUGAGGAGCUGUGACCUUAGACCUGCUUUUCUUUUUUUUGUACUUGAACGUGCAGCGAGUGAUGGGUUGACAGACGGAGGGGGUGGGAUAAGAUGUCCUGGGUGUGGGACUGCUCUAUGCAUCAUUCACACACACACACACAUACAGAAAACACAGCACUGUCGAACCAUGUCACAAACCAAGCACCGUGACCCCUUAGACCUGCUCACACUGAGAAAAAGGGUGGUUUUGUUUUUAAAGAGGGGAAGGGGGGGCCUGAAAUGGUUUCUUCCCCCUUGUUGUUGUCGUUCUAACAUUAACCCACCCACCGCUUCCUCAGUUUGAACUCGGCUGAAAACAUGAAUCCACUCACAUCAGUUUUUAUUGUGUUUUCUUUUGCUUUCUCCUUAGAAUCCAUUAACCAACAGGAGUUUGCAUGUGUGCGUACACGGUCUGUGCCGUUAAGGAGAAGCCAACCUCGUACCGCUGCGAUGAUGGCACAUGCUAAUUUAAAAGUAGACUAUAUAGACUACUUAAAGCUGCAGUAGGCAGAAAAAAAAUAGUUUAAACAUGGUGAGUGUCAUCCCCACAUUGUUAUUAAAUAGUAACAUUUUUGGGAUGGAGGCUCUCUGUGCUCAACUCUGCCCAGAUUAAAGGCCGGUACAGUUAGUUCUGGCCUGGAGUUUGUAUGGGCCUUAACACGGACACAUGCGUGUGAUAUGUGACUGAUGAUCUGCAGUCAUCUCGUGAAAUGCUCCGUCCUUAUUGACACAUAAUUAUUUCAUUUACUCUCCUGACUCUAUUUUAGACUUUUGAGGUUGCUGUACAGUGUAGGCAGUUAUUGCCGAUGCUGGAAUGGCGUCUUUUCCACAACGGGCCGUGUACGUGCAGCUGAUAAGUGAUCCACACCCUUUCCCUCUGAAGUCUCCCAUCAUGGGGCAGUUUACCUAACGUUGUAAACGGAGGCUAAAGGUAAAGUGCAGAAAUGUACUUCUAACCCCAGCUUUUAAAGUAUAAUUCCUGUUUGGUGCAGUUUUUUGCCGUCUGUGUCUCUCUGUGGUUGCUUAAACAAGCUCUUACCAAAGCAGGAACGAUGAGCUGUUGUUAAAACGGGCUUUAAACGACCUUAUAAAUUAAAUAGUUAGUUAGUGAAGGAAACCCCACAUGAUGAUGUUCACAGAAAAACAAACACUUUCCCUGUGUUGUCUUCCACUCAGUCUACAGGCUGCGGGUGCUCACUCACAAACAAUAACAUGUUGAGUACACUCACUUUAGAUUUUAGCCUCGGUUAAAUGACUUCCAGUAAGUUUGUAUGUUAUGAGUAUGUAUAGGAGUUCAGUUGGAGGACUCGCAAAAUUAUUUUAAAGUAGAAUCAGAGCAGAAGUAGCUAAAAUACCCUGUCAUUUAUAUUAUUAAAACUAUAUAUCCCACACAUCGCCAAAUGAUAUAUAGUAAAUAUGACUUAAUGAGCUGGUCUGUUUUCAGCCCUGACUGAACACGUAAUUGCUUGACGACUGCGUUUCCAGUUGCUGAUGAAAGUACCAGCCAAAGUGUAGUAAAACUAGAAUGAUGUCAUCGUUGUCUGGGACAUUUGUACAUGAUGAACCACAGAGAGCCUUCGCCACCACUGAAUCGCAGUGGGUAUAACAUUUAAGGGUUAGUUUGGGAUUUCUGAGUUGGGGUUGUGUGAGGUACUUAUACGUAUGUAGAUGACUAAACUAAAUUUAACCACUUUAAAGAAAAGAGGCUCAUCUGAUAAAAUAUGUCAUCUUUCAGUUCUUUUUGUAUUUAAUUAAAAAACAGCACUGCAUGUCAUUUCACAGGAGGCAUCAUGAGAGACAUACAGAAGGUGGACAUAAAGUUACCUUUACUAAUUGGCAGCAUUUUCUCUUUCAUUUGUGUCCCCGUCGUACAACAUCUUCAGAGUUUCUUCUCCUAAACAAACUUCUCGGUUACUCGUCCUGCCUUAUUUUUUGUUUCUUAAAGAUAUUAUAAACAUAUCGUUCCUGCGCGAUUCUGUUGUGAGCUUAAGUCUGAAGAAUACCACCACAAGACAAUCCAGACUGUGAGGACAGCAUUUCAGCCUUAAAAGAAAGAAAGAAAGAAAGAAAAACAAAUUACUUUUUUUUCCCCCCAGCGCUCAACUCUGGGGGAAAGUCGGUGAGUGUAUUUAUUACAUGGACAGUGGAGGCUGCGAUGACUUAAGUGAGGGCAGCGUCCUAUCAUGAAGUGCAAAGAUUUUAUUUUGUGUUGAUUUUUUGAGGUUUUCCUCCAUCAAUUGUAAUGAACUCGAUGCAGGUGUGCGAAUGAAACAUGCCUUUUUUGAAUAAAGGGUUCAAUUAA
Molecule: messenger RNA, 5382 nt
Organism: Solea senegalensis (Senegalese sole)
Lineage: Eukaryota; Metazoa; Chordata; Actinopteri; Pleuronectiformes; Soleidae
Product: dolichyl-diphosphooligosaccharide--protein glycosyltransferase subunit STT3B-like
Exons: 16
Coding region: 298-2754 (818 amino acids)
Biological process (GO): post-translational protein modification
Cellular component (GO): membrane
Molecular function (GO): dolichyl-diphosphooligosaccharide-protein glycotransferase activity
Source: RefSeq, a predicted model, not a curated record